AUGAAGCUCAAUCUGGUUUCUCUUCUUGCGACUGUUCUUUUGUCGUCAACUGUGAAGGCACAGUUGUCUGGCACAGUUGGGCCUACUACGACUCGAGCUGCAAAAGAAGCUGUCAAAGUUUGCAAUGUCCUUGAUUAUGGCGGAGUCGCAUCAAAGACUUCUGACAUUGGACCACCUCUUGCAUCUGCAUGGGCUGCUUGCAAAAGCGGAGGAGAAGUCUACAUUCCAUCCGGAGACUAUGGCAUGGCAACCUGGGUCACAUUGACUGGUGGAACUGCCGUUUCCAUUCGACUCGACGGUAUCAUCUACCGCACAGGUACUGCAGGCGGAAACAUGAUCUUUGUCGAGCAUACAACCGAUUUCGAAAUGUACAGUAGCACAUCGAAAGGGGCUAUGCAGGGCUAUGGAUAUGUCUUUCACGCUGAGGGUGAAUACGGCCCCCGGCUCUUGCGCUUAUAUGAAGUUGUCGACUUUUCUGUUCACGACAUUGCGUUGGUCGACGCACCUGCAUUCCAUUUGGUGAUGGACACUUGCUCCAAUGGCGAGGUGUACAACAUGAUAGUCCGCGGCGGAAACGAGGGUGGUCUGGACGGGGUUGAUGUUUGGGGAACCAAUAUCUGGAUCCACGAUGUCGAAGUGACGAACAAAGACGAGUGUGUUACUGUGAAGAGUCCAUCUAGCUUCAUUCUCGUUGAAAGCAUCUAUUGUAACUGGUCUGGUGGAUGUGCUAUUGGAUCUCUCGGCGCAGACACUGACAUCCACGACAUUGAAUACAACCACAUCUACACUCAAAACAGCAACCAAAUGCUAAUGAUCAAAUCCAACGGCGGCUCCGGCUCCUUCUACAGCGCCUCCUUCAACAACUUCAUGGGCCAUUCCAACGCAUACACUCUCGACAUCGACGGAUACUGGUCAGGACAGUCGGUCGCCACAGGAGACGGCGUCCUCUUCUACGACAUCACAUUCAACCACUGGCACGGAACCUGCGCCGCCGGCGCAACACGCGCUCCCAUCCAAGCGCUCUGCCCCUCCGGAGCUCCCUGCUACGACAUCACGAUCGAGAACUACUACAUCUGGACCGAAUCCGGCAGUGAGGUGCUGUAUAAGUGCGAGAAUGCUUACGGAAGCGGUGGCUGCUUGAAUACUGGUAGCUCUUACACCACAUAUGCUGAGACGACUAAGACUGUUACUUCUGUUGCGUCUUAUUCUGCUACGACUAUGGCUGCGGACCUUACGGCUGGCUUUGGACUCACGACCAGUAUUCCUAUCCCUGCUAUUCCUACAAGCUUUUACCCUGGCUUGGCCCCAAGUAGCGCCCUUCUGGGAUAGAACGACUUGUAGUGCGAGCAGAUCGAGGGGAGGGAGGGCAGUAAGUUAGGUGUAUGUGUGUAUGAAACUCCAUGAGUCGAUUGGAGAGACGAUCUUUCUUGUAAAUACUUCUUUUCGUGUUGUACAUAUUUUAUGUUUCAUGUAUAUACGAUUUGAAAUCCAUAAACAUUUCUUGUUCG
Mollisia scopiformis is the source of this 1508-nucleotide messenger RNA. Its product is annotated as Rhamnogalacturonase A. The transcript has 10 exons. Bases 1 to 1329 code for a protein of 442 amino acids. Gene Ontology annotation, biological process: carbohydrate metabolic process. Gene Ontology annotation, molecular function: polygalacturonase activity. The record is from RefSeq and is a predicted model, not a curated record. NCBI's taxonomy places the organism in Eukaryota, Fungi, Ascomycota, Leotiomycetes, Helotiales, Mollisiaceae.